Messenger RNA from Rubroshorea leprosula, 3153 nucleotides. The record is from the annotation of a GenBank genome assembly. Lineage: Eukaryota; Viridiplantae; Streptophyta; Magnoliopsida; Malvales; Dipterocarpaceae.
CUACAUUUUACCUCACUCUUCACACCUUCUUUUUGCUUCACUGAUCACUUCUUUUUUUGCUUCAAGAAAUUUAUAGAAAGAAGAGAAAAAAAAAAAGAACCCAAAGAUUUUCAUUACUGCAACCUGAAGAAGUGAAGUGAGUGUUGAGUACCCAAAUGGAGGAUUGCUCGUGAUUUUUCAGUGUUUUGAUUUGGCAGGUUUUUUGUGAUUCAAGUUAAGAGCUUUCACAGAAGUGCCUGUUAAUUGUCACUUAGUUGUGUGUUUCUGGUGAUUUAUGAGUUUCUUCAAUGGUUUAUCCGGAUUUUGCUUAAUUUCUUUGGGUAGUCAAAUAGUCCAGUAAUCACAAGUACAUAUUGGAUUUCUCUCUGAAUUUUCGAGUCUUGAGGUUGCUGUCAUACCCAUACUCUGCAUCCAAAUCCCCAUUUUUGGUAACCUUACUUGCCCAGACUUGUUUUGUGUUCCUUAGAAAAGAUGCAGAAGCUUCCACAGAAUGUUGAAUUUGCUCUGAAGGAGACCUCGCCCAACAUUGGACCAGGGGCUGUCAGUGCUGAUAAACUGGCAUGCACCUAUGACCUUGUGGAGCAAAUGCAAUACCUUUAUGUCCGUGUUGUCAAGGCCAAGGAUUUACCACCAAAAGAUGUCACUGGUAGUUGUGACCCCUAUGUUGAGGUGAAGCUUGGGAACUAUAAAGGACUUACUAAGCAUUUUGAGAAGAAGUCCAACCCUGAGUGGAAUCAGGUCUUUGCUUUCUCAAAAGAUAGAAUUCAAGCUUCAGUCUUGGAAGUGGUGGUGAAGGAUAAGGAUGUUGUUGUUGAUGAUUUCAUUGGCAGGCUUACUUUUGACCUCAAUGAAAUUCCAAAAAGGGUUCCUCCAGAUAGCCCCUUGGCACCUCAGUGGUACAGAUUGGAAGACAAGAAGGGGAAUAAGGCUAAGGGAGAGCUGAUGCUGGCUGUUUGGAUGGGAACUCAAGCUGAUGAGGCUUUUCCUGAUGCAUGGCAUUCAGAUGCAGCUUCAGUAAGUGGGGAUGCAGUUUCAAACAUUCGGUCCAAAGUAUAUCUUUCACCCAGGCUUUGGUAUGUGAGGGUCAAUAUAAUUGAAGCUCAGGACUUGGUACCUGGUGAUAAGAGCAGGUUCCCAGAGGUUUUUGUGAAAGCUGUUCUUGGAAAUCAGGCAUUGAGAACCAGAAUAUCUCAAACUAAGACUAUCAAUCCAUUGUGGAAUGAGGACUUGAUGUUUGUAGCUGCUGAACCUUUUGAGGAACCUCUGGUGCUAAGUGUGGAGGAUAGGGUGGGACCAAACAAGGAUGAAACUUUGGGGAGGUGUGUGAUUCCUCUGCAGAAUGUACAGAGAAGGUUAGACCACAAGCCUGUAAUCUCUAAGUGGCAUAAUCUUGAGAAGCAUGUGGUUGUAGAUGGCGAGAAAAAAGAAACUAAAUUUGCUAGUAGGAUUUAUUUGAGGAUCUGUUUGGAGGGGGGCUAUCAUGUUCUAGAUGAAUCUACUCACUACAGUAGUGAUCUUAGGCCAACGGCAAAACAAUUGUGGAAACCUAGCAUUGGCAUUCUGGAACUGGGGGUUCUAAGUGCUCAUGGACUAAUGCCAAUGAAGACAAGAGAUGGGCGAGCAACCACAGAUGCUUAUUGUGUGGCCAAGUAUGGGCAGAAAUGGGUCCGGACAAGGACAAUUGUGGACAGUCCUAUGCCAAAGUGGAAUGAGCAGUACAUUUGGGAGGUUUUUGACCCGUGCACUGUCAUUACAAUAGGGGUUUUUGAUAAUGGCCAUCUGCAUGGGGGAAAUGGAGGGACAAAGGACUCGAGAAUUGGGAAGGUAAGGAUUCGGGUAUCCACCCUAGAAGCUGAUAGGGUGUACACACACUCGUAUCCUCUUCUGGUGCUACAUGGUUCAGGAGUAAAGAAGACGGGUGAAGUUCAACUGGCUGUGAGGUUCACAUGCUCAUCCUUGAUAAAUAUGCUGUAUAUGUACUCACGGCCAUUGCUGCCAAAAAUGCAUUACAUUCACCCAUUGUCUGUUCUUCAGCAGAACAGCUUGAGGGACCAUGCUAUGCAGAUUGUUUCAAUAAGACUGAGCCGGGCAGAGCCCCCAUUGAGGAAAGAGGUUGUGGAGUACAUGCUUGAUGUUGAUUCACAUAUGUGGAGCAUGAGGAGGAGCAAGGCAAACUUUUUCAGAAUUAUGGGGGUCCUAAGUGGGUUGAUUGGAGUUGGAAAAUGGUUUGAUCAGAUCUGUAAAUGGAGAAACCCUCUCACAACCAUUCUGAUUCAUAUCCUUUUUAUUAUAUUGGUUCUUUAUCCUGAGCUAAUACUUCCCACAGUUCUUCUCUACCUCUUCCUGAUUGGAAUAUGGAACUUCCGCCGGAGGUGUCGACAACCUCCUCACAUGGACACACGCCUCUCACAUGCUGAUGCUGCCCAUCCUGAUGAACUAGAUGAAGAGUUUGACACAUUCCCCACUUCUCGGUCAUCAGAAAUUGUUAGGAUGAGGUAUGAUCGCCUACGAAGUAUAGCAGGAAGAGUUCAGACAGUGAUUGGUGAUCUUGCAACUCAAGGGGAAAGAUUUCAGUCUCUGCUAAGCUGGAGAGACCCGAGAGCUACGACCCUAUUCAUCACAUUCUGUCUGAUUGCUGCCAUAGUCCUUUAUGUCACUCCAUUCCAAGUUGUGGUCCUUCUCAUGGGCCUUUUUGUCCUCAGGCAUCCCAGGUUCCGCCACAAGCUUCCUUCUGUACCCCUCAACUUCUUUAGAAGGUUGCCUGCAAGAUCAGACAGCAUGCUGUGAUCAGAACUAGUUGUUGCUUGCUACUCAUCAUUGGAUCUAGAAUUUCUGGUUAUGCUCACAAGAAAGCAGGGAAAAGUAGCAGCAGUUGAGCAGUUUAUGUUUCUUAUAUUUGUUGGCAGAUGCAUGGUUCAGACAUAAGUUUACUUUCCUCUGCCAAAGUAUGUAAAUUUUAUGCAAUUGUAGCUUGUUUUAUGUUGUUUUAAGAAACAUGUUGAUUAUUUUCAGUAUUUUCAUUGCUAGGUUUCAACUUGAAUGUAAUCCAUCUCUAUCUUUUGCUUGAUUUAUCUUACUAAGACUGCAUGACUGUGUAACUCUUCAAGUUGAAGUUUUGGAGCAUGGAUUAGAAAAUACAAAUGGCAGCAAAAC